This is a messenger RNA of Lymnaea stagnalis (great pond snail), 5163 nucleotides long. The record is from the annotation of a GenBank genome assembly. NCBI's taxonomy places the organism in Eukaryota, Metazoa, Mollusca, Gastropoda, Lymnaeidae.
GGUAACUUCCUGUCCUUCGCAUUGGCAAAAAGGAAGGCUGUUGACGGUGUAGUUGACAAAUUUAAAAGUUGACAACAUAUUAUAUUUUAAAAAUGAAUAAACAAAAGUACUUUUGUUUUAUGAUAGUCUUACUUCCGGCUUUCAUUGAAACAGGUAAAUUCAUUUGAUUGUUAAAAUUUCUCUAACAAGUUUCGGUUAGCAAUCUGAGCAAACGGGCCCUUCCUAUGAUUUUCGAAUGCGGAAAUGCUAAAUGAGAUGCCGUGCCAUUUGCAAAGUGACUAAAACUGCUAAAAGUGUCUAUAAAUUAUAUUUUCUCUGCAUGAGAUUCUUAUUUAUAUUUCAACCUAAGUUUUAAUUAUGUGAAAGUCUGAUUAAUUGGCCGCAUAUUAGUCACUAAUAAUACUAAUACUAUACACUAUACAUAACUAUAAUAAUUAAAUACUGUACUGUACUCUAAUUGAGAGUUUCAUUCCCGUUUUAAAAAAUGAGCCAUUGUACCAUUAUCUUGAUUAACUUGAUUACUUGAUAAAUAUACUUUAAUCACAGAAUUGACAAAUCACAAGGUUAUAAAUUAUAAGAACUCUCUCUAACUUAACUAACCAAAAUAAAGUACCAAAAAAAUGGUAGACCAAUUAAAUCUAUGUCUAUGUCACUAUCACUAUGUCAAUGUCUGUACUCUAUUGAUUAAUACUGAUAUUGAUAUUAAUUAAGCUUACUUAACUUACUAUUUAGAAUUUUCUAAGACACUUUUAAUAUCCCUGGAAAUCUUGGUUGGGACUUGAUUAAUAUUUCAUUAAAAACUUCAAUGCCCUAACUCAAUUGAGUUAACACAUUACACUUUGUUAGGAGAACUAUAGCCUAUAAUAUUAAUAAGAUUAGGUUUCAAACAAGCAUAAAGUGCCAUAAAUGCAUAAGUGUUAAAAUGCUGCCAAUAUUGUCCUAAUAUGGAAUAUUGGUAGGCCUAUUUUUUUAAAAAUACUGUACACGUGCUAAUGAAACGAGAUGAACUCUUAUUAAAUAAUCAUUAACAAUAAUAACAAUAAGAAAAGGCUGCAACUAUUUGCACCCAGGUACUUCUUCAGUGUAACUAAAAUAAACUACCACAAAUGACAUCUGAAUAGCAUGAGUCUAAUGGGACCCGGGUGCAAAUGGGGGCGAUGCGUGUCUGGGUCCAUUUUGACUAAAUGCUAUUGGGAUGUCAUUUGUGGUAGUUUAUUUUAGUUAAACUGAAGAAGUAAGUUUACAAACAUAUAGUCAAUUCAAUUAUCUUUCAUUUGGUACCUCAUUUUGUCUUAGAAACCCAACAAUAAUAUUUUAAAUAUAAACCCGGGUGUGAAUAGCCAAUUCAAUAAAAAAAUUGCAUAAAAAUAAACAUUUUGGAUUGUUAUUUGUAUACAUCAUCAGAAUCAGAAUGAUAGGGAAAAUUGUAUUCAGACUAUUAUCUGAAGGUUUAACUGCUGUGCAAGUAGAAAUUUUGUUAGGUCUCAUUCCUUCAAUAUUAAUAUUUCUGAUUUGUAAUCUAAAAUUUUCUCUUAAUUCUGAAUAUCAAAAGAAAUCAUAGAAUUUUAAUCUAUGGCUGUAAAUUUUUAACUGGAUAAUAAAUUUAACUGGAUGGUUUAUUGCAAAGGUUUACAGGUGUGUGGCAAGAUUUUAAAAUACUAUAAAGGAAUAUUACUCAAUGUUCAAAUGCUAUGGGACAUAUAAAAUAAUCCAUAAUAAUAAUAAUUUGCUGGAAUGCUGAUCUUCACUAAAAGAACCAAGGUUUAUGCAAAUACUUGCAUUAGUUAUAUGGUGUCAUUAAAUUUGUGUGGGUUGUAAGAAAAAAAAGAUAGAUUAUGAAUACUCCAGGGUUAUGUUUGUUGUCAUAGCCAAUGGUGUGUUUUUUGUCUUAGCCAAUGGUAUGUCUGUUGUCUUAGCCAAUGGUAUUUUUUUGUCUUAGCGAAUAAUAUGUUUGUUGUCUUAGCCAAUGUACAGAAUUAUAAUAAGAGAGAGGCAAUACAUAAUUUGUCAGUUGCCUGUUCUGUCAUUUCAUUUCUUUGGUUCUCACUUAGCCCUUGCAUUAAGCUGUUAUCAGUGUGACUCAACACUGGACAGUAACUGCCAGGAAAUGUGGGAUUCCUCACUCUCAUACAACCAGCAGAAGUAUCGAACCUGCAACAUGUGGAAUGCACAAUUUUGUAUCAAGGUGACGGGCAUGUGGGGAGGUAGGUUGCAUGUUUGUUUAAGAAACAUAUUUCAUCUUCUGAAUGUAUCAAAGGAUGACACUGAUUUUGAAUGAAAUGGCAGAAAAAAUUUUGUAGGAGGAACUGCAAACAAGAUUAGUUUUGAAUUGCUCAUUCCUCAUAUGAAUAGCUACUCAACCAAAAAUUUGACUAGUUUAUUGUAACAUUACAAUACAUUUUCAUUUUGUGUUAAAAAUAACCCUCAUGAAUAAACACGAAUCAUAUAGAGUCACAGAGCUGUAAUUUUUUUUUUAUAGUUUUUGUAUUUAUUUACAGGGUCUGUUGGAGAAUAAAUUGGUCAGAUUUAGUGUGACUGUGAUAGAUUGGAAAAAAAUAUAUAAUUGACGAUGCAGCCCCAGAUGCUUAUUUCUUUUCUUGUCUCCCCAUAAUAACUCAUUUUUUAAUUUGAGAUUUCCUUUUUCAGCUUACUACUUAAAUGCAACAAGUUAUAAAUAUCAGUACCAAAAUAGUCCUGACGAUAUUCUAACUCUAGCAAAUAUAAAUUUAAAUAAAUGUGAAAUUACAAGGUGUAAAUAUUUGUGUCACAAUUUCUUGGUAUUUUUUUAAACAAUUUUAAUACAUAUAAAAUAAGAAAUUUGGCUUUGAUAAUUUUUCAAAAUAAUGAUUGUAUUGUUUAAAAUAAUGAGUUUGAUUUUUUUUUUAAGUUUCAGAAGAGAAAGCUCAGUGAGUGUUUUCUUAGACAAUAAACCAUUUUCCUUUUUAUCAAACCAGGUGUUGUUGGCACACACAGAUUCUGUAGUUCAAGAGACCUCGGCGACCAGUGUCAGGAUAUCUGGUUCCCAGAUCACGACAGAAUGUACCGUGCUUGCAUCUACACAUGCACUGGGGAUGGUUGCAACAGUGCAGUGAAAUGGUCAACUACUCCAGCUCUCAUUGUUUGUCUGUUCAGUGCUGUCAUAGCAGUUUUAAGAAUUUUAUGAUACGAGUGUGUGAACAUGUGUAGUGAGUAAAUGAAAAUCUGGUUUGCAAAAUGUAUAAACUUUUUUUUUGAAUAGGAAGAAUCUUGCUUGUUUAAAAUGUUUGAGAAUGUUAAAGGGAAAUAAAAUCAAGAUUUAUACAUUCCUAAAGUUUGUAAGCCUUGGAUUUAAAAAUUUUAGAUUUGUUUUCUUAUAUUUUUGAAUAGAUAAGAUCUUAUAAUUUUCUUAAAUUAAAUUAAAGUAAUUUUACCAUAUGAAAACGAGGUUUGAUAUUAUAAAUAUGUUAAGUUUAGGAUUCAUUUUAAUCAUAAAUUGAAGUGCCUUGUGAGUUCAAACAUUUCAAUAAUGGGAAAUAAUAAUUACAAAUGUAUUGCUUGGCUGUGCAGAGAGCUGAGUAAAUGAUCAUGUCAGUGAAAGAAUGUAUACUUCUGUUUUACAUGUCCAUGUUUUUGGAGAUAAUCUUUUAACUGUAUAUGUUAUGUUAAUUAUUUUUUUUUUUUUUUUGCAACAAAAUUUUCAUAAAAGUUUCAUAAUUAAUUUGAGCAAUGAUAUUCAUUAACAGCAUAAGUUUAGGCAAAUGUAAAAUAACAAAUUAAGAAAUUUAUUUAUGCUAUCAAAUUAAUAACAUGCCUUUGUAUUUCCCACUUGUUAGUUCUUUGCUGCACUUUCUCAUCCUACCUUGUAAUUGAAAUUAUUAAGGUUUUUCCAUUAGUUUUUAUCAUAUCUUCAAAAUAUAAUUUAUUUCUAUUUCAUAGCUAUCAAUAGUUUUAUCUUGAAAUUUCAUAUGGAUAAAUGGUCAAACUUUUUAAGUUAACUUACACAGGCCAAUGUUUUACAGUUCUUUUUUUUAAAUUGUUUGGUAGCUUACAUUUUUGUUUAAGGUUUGCUAAUUAUCAUAAUAUUAAGAACCCAAGACAGCUAAAUGGUUAUGUCAUUCCAAUAUACCACUCGAUUAGUUAAUUUUAAAAUAAAUUUUAUUUAUUUCUUUUUUUCAAGUGAGAUAUUGAGAAAAAGAUAAUUACAAACCUUGCAGUUUUUCCUGAAUGGAUUUGGAGUUAAUUUUAAAAAAAUUAAAAUAAUGAUUUUACACGUUCAGAAUAGUUAGCUCAAUACAUUCAAACAAAACUUUAAAUAUGUAUUCAUGUAUAUAUUUAAAUAAAAAUUGUUUUGUGUACAUAUUUUUAACAAAUGUUUGUACCCUUAUCAUAUCAACUGCACAUUAUUGUACUCAUUUUGUACAUAAAGUUUCUACAGUUUGAAUGAUAAGGUGUUUUCCAGUACAUGUAGGAACUUGAGUUAUUUUCUAUCAAAUUUUAUGUCAAAUUAUGUUUGAACAUAAAGAAGAAAAGACUUUGAGAGGUUUUUUAAAAAAAUUUAGCAGAUUUAACAACUUAUAAAAAUUUACAAGUCCAUAUUUUGUUACUAAUGCCUAGAACGUAAUCCAGCUACAUAGCUCUGUGUGUUGAUCAUUUUAAGAAGUUUCAUUGUUGUUUCUUUACUUCAGUUACUGUCACCUUCAUCAGAAUUUUAGGAUUCCAUCUAACUUUGAUCCAGACAGCACACCUCAUUCAUUGGUCAAGGCGAGGAGCUGUUUGUAUGCUUUGUUUUUUUAAUGGACAUUAUUUUUUAUUAAAUUGUUCAAAUUUAUUGAGAAAACAAUUAGUUUUUCCAUGCUUUCUGAUAAUUCAAACUCAAUGAGUAGAAUGAGUUUAAAAUGUAAUGUAACAGCUUAUUGUUUCUUUGUUUAACAAGAGGCCACGCAUAAACUUGUACAAUAUUUCUUUCUGAUAUUACAUUCCUGAAGUGGCCAUCACAAAGAUUAGUUAGAAUCAACUUUUGUAUAUUUACAAGCUGUUUGUCAUGUCAAUGUUUUCAACCAAGUUGGUUCAAGAAAUUUGAAUAUCAAAAGUAGACUGUUGACUCAUUGGCCUCAUGUUUGUUUCUUUGUAAAUUGUAUUAUUGUAGAGCUUUAUAUUUAAUUUAAUUAGAGUCAAUGUUCCCUC